Messenger RNA from Linum trigynum, 2807 nucleotides. The record is from the annotation of a GenBank genome assembly. NCBI's taxonomy places the organism in Eukaryota, Viridiplantae, Streptophyta, Magnoliopsida, Malpighiales, Linaceae.
GACCUUCUCCGAGCGAGAGAGACGCUCGACAUUAGUGGGCGGGUUGAAAAUCUAAAGUGGCUAAGGACCCCCGGACAGUUUCUCUUCCCGUAACCGCUCCGGUCUUCCACGAUGGGAAUUCUCCCAGAAAUCGCCGCCGUUGGAAAGGGCUUUCUCCCGAAAAUCUAAAGAGGUGGUGUUGUUGAAUCCCAAGUCUCGGCGGAUGGCGGAGAUGGCGCGGAGGUCGGAGGGUUGAGAACUUGGAUGUCGCAUGAUUAUUUACUGCUCCCAAUACUCUAUUCUUAUUUAAGUGGUAGAGUUUCAUCAAUUCUCAUAUUUUAGUGGUGUGUUUUACCCGGAAAAUUGGUCAUAUAUAGUUAUAUACAGUCGUGGUAAACCAAAGUAGAGAAAGAGAAAGUAAUAAGAUCGUGUAAUUAUACAACACAUAAAAAAAUGGUAUUUCAGAUUCUCGGCGUGGUAAUAAUCCUACUGGUGUCGGCAUCACCGUCCGGUCGUGCAGAUCCAGCACCGGUGCAGUACUCCGCCAUAAACUGCCGCAAACACACGGCGGUCCUAACGGAUUUCGGAGCCGUGGGGGACGGCAAGACGCUGAACACCAAGGCGUUCGAAACCGCCGUCGCCAACCUGUCCCAGCUCGCUGCCGACGGCGGAGCGCAGCUGAUCGUGCCGGCGGGGAAAUGGCUGACGGGGAGUUUCAAUCUCACCAGCCAUUUCACCCUUUUCCUCCACAAGGAUGCCGUGAUCCUUGGUUCCCAGAACAUGGAAGACUGGCCAUUGGUGGCUCCCCUGCCUUCGUUCGGCACAGCGGCGGAUGGCUCCACCGGCGCCAGGCACGCCAGCCUUCUCUUCGGCGCCAACCUCACCGACGUCGUGAUCACGGGGAACAACGGCACCAUCGACGGCCAGGGAGCAAAUUGGUGGGAUGAUUUCAAGAACAAGAAACUCAAGGACGCCCGGCCGUUCUUGGUGGAGAUUCAGAGUACGGAUCAGCUCCAAAUCUCCAACGUUACCUUCACCAAUUCCCCAAUGUGGCAUGUCCACCCCGUUUAUUGCAGCAAUGUGGUGAUCCAAGGGGUGACCAUCCUGGCUCCAGUUGAAGUCCCCAACACGGAUGGCAUCAAUCCAGAUUCUUGUACCAACAUCCGGAUCGAAGACUGCUACAUAGCGUCGGGCGACGACUGCAUCGCCGUGAAGAGCGGGAUCGACCAGUACGGCAUCAAAGUGGGGAAGCCGACGAAGCAGCUCGCCAUCCGGCGCGUGACGUGCGUCUCGCCGGACAGCGCCGUGGUGGCGCUCGGCAGCGAGAUGUCCGGCGGUAUCCAGGACGUCCGGAUCGAGGACGUGACCGCGAUCAACUGCCAGUCGGGCAUCCGGAUCAAGACGGCGGUGGGCCGGGGCGGGUACGUGAAGGACAUCUUCGCCCGGAGGAUGACGAUGAGCGGGAUGGAGAAAGUGUUCUGGAUGUCCGGCGCCUACAAGUCCCACGCCGACGGCGGGUUCGACCCCAACGCCCUGCCCGUGGUCCACAACAUCAACUACCGCGACGUGGUGGCCCAAAACGUCACCGUCUCGGCCAUACUCGAUGGGCUCGAGAAAGCCCACUUUACCGGGAUCUGCAUCUCGAACGUGACCCUGAAUUUGGGCCCGGCGGCCCGGGAGCUGCAGUGGAACUGCACGAAUGUUUCCGGGACGACGAGCCGGGUGACGCCGAAGCCGUGCGACGCGUUGCCGGAGAAGGCAGGGGACUGUCCAUUUCCGGAGGAUAAGCUGCCGAUUGAUGACUUCGUGCUGAAGUCAUGUUCGACUGCUUAAUUAAGAUUAGCUUUGGGUUGAAUUUGUGUGGUGAAAUAUUUUUGUGUAUGAAUUGGUUCACUGAGGAAUAUAAUUAUGAAGGGAAUAAUUUUUGUUUAUGAAUUUUGUGUAUAUUUUUGUUGAAAAGAGGUAAGCAGCAAGUUUUGGGGUAUGCCGCCUGCAUACAAGUGAGAUUUUAUUGAAAAAGUUUAGUCUAUAAAACUAUAAAUUUUACAUAUAAAAUGUAAUGACUUAGUGGUAUCCGAGCAGAAGGUUUCAAUUUGUCUCGACAACAUAGUAAUUAUCAUCCUCGUAAUAAAAGUAGAUAGAGAUAUUUUUUUUUUUUGACAAAAGUAGAUAGAGAUAUAAUAUGACAUUAAAACUUGCAUUCCGUGCAAGAUACAUCCAUCUGUAUCAUCACAGGAUAAUCAUAUAUAAAGUUCGUAAUAUAAUGUAAUUUUUUUCUUAGAAUGUCGAUGCUACUUUUAAGUUCUGUUAUAACUUAUAAGAAACUAUUUGUAAAAUUGAUAGGGCAAAAGCGUAUGCUUUAAUCCUAUCUCGUAGUAAACCGGAAAGUCCGGGUAUCGUCUCUCAGGGACUGGUACAACCUUAAGAUUUACCGAUUUAAUAGAGCAAACUAUAGGUGAAAAUGAUUUAAUGAGAUUAUUAACUACUAGCAAAAUUAACUAAACAAGUAAAUUAAAGUGUCGGGUUUAAAUCAAUGGGAGAAAGCUCUGGGAGAAACACCGGGACUCACUACCUAUCAUAUCCAAAUUAAUUCACAUACUCCAAUCAAUUUAAUCCAUACCUCUACAGCCAGGAUAUCACGAAUGUGCUAGCUAUCCCUGUCGGGAAUUACUACGUACUAAAAAAUUAAUUCAAAUCCUACUGUCGUAGCUCAAUGAAUUAACUAUUUAGCCUGAAGAUCGAUAUCCUAUUUAAGACCGCAUAGCACCUUAUUUAAUCCAUUGUCGCUUCGAUAAGUUACUAUGUCACAAGAAAUAGGUUCAGUUAAU